Messenger RNA from Tympanuchus pallidicinctus (lesser prairie-chicken), 6947 nucleotides. It is a transcript of the gene BACH2, whose product is annotated as BTB domain and CNC homolog 2. NCBI's taxonomy places the organism in Eukaryota, Metazoa, Chordata, Aves, Galliformes, Phasianidae. Gene Ontology annotation, biological process: regulation of transcription by RNA polymerase II. The transcript has 8 exons. The record is from RefSeq and is a predicted model, not a curated record. The coding region runs from base 796 to 3270 and encodes 824 amino acids. Gene Ontology annotation, molecular function: DNA-binding transcription factor activity, RNA polymerase II-specific; RNA polymerase II cis-regulatory region sequence-specific DNA binding; protein binding.
CUGCCCCCGCCGCCGGCCCCGGUGCCGCUCCGGCAGCGCCGCUCCCCCUUCCCUCCUCCUCCUCUCUCCGCUGCGGCUUUCUCUCCUCCUCCGGCCCCCACCAGCCCCCUCCUUCCCUCCUCCUCCCUUCCCCCUUUAUUUUUCCCCGCACGGCUCCAGCUCAGGGAGCAGCGGCUUCAAAGCGAGCGCCAUGUGAUGUGCCUCUGGGUCGCGGCUUUUUUUUUUUUUUUUUUUUUUUUUUUUUUUUUUUUUUUAAAUAAACACCCUCGUAUUUAGCGGGGAGGAGGGCCGCGUGUAGGUCGGUGACCGCAGAGAGCGGUUAACAACAAAUUCCAAAACAAUAACAACAACAACAGGCAGCAGCGCUCCUUCCCCGAGCCCCCCCGGCCGCAGCGCAGCGACAGCGGCGACCCCCAAAGUUGCGCGGAGGCGCGGCGAGAGCGAUGAGGCAAGAGAGAAGUUUUUAAAAACAGAAAAAUGUGAUUGCAGAAACAUCACUGUUGGCAGGAGGACUUGGUGGAUUCAGAUAUAACUGUAGGUGCUUCUCGUGUGAAAGAGCUGAGCCACACCAUCCAGUAAGCUGUCUAAAGCAACUGUUGGCUUGCUUGGAAAUCACUUCCAGAACUGUGUUGUUGAUAUCGACUGAGUUGCCAGCACAUUGCCCUGCAAAGCUUUGGAGGGCCACUUCUUAAUGGAUUGCUGUAGCCUCUUAAUUUCUCCGCUGAUCCUGUUCCCUGCAUCGUGAGAACAAUUUAGCCAGCACAGAACCUAGAAAAAUUACAUGGUGUGAACGGCAUGUCUGUGGAUGAGAAGACUGACUCCCCCAUGUAUGUGUAUGAGUCAACAGUGCACUGUACCAAUAUUCUCCUCUGCUUAAAUGACCAGCGCAAGCAGGAUAUUCUCUGCGACGUGACGCUCAUCGUGGAGGGGAAGGAGUUCCGCGCCCACCGGGCUGUGCUGGCCGCCUGCAGCGAGUACUUCUUGCAGGCCUUGGUGGGGCAGACGGAAAAUGACCUGGUUGUCAGCCUGCCAGAAGAGGUCACUGUCAGAGGAUUUGGUCCAUUGCUACAGUUUGCCUACACUGCUAAGCUGUUACUCAGCAGAGAAAACAUCCAGGAGGUCAUCCAUUGUGCUGAGUUCCUGCGCAUGCACAACCUGGAGGACUCCUGCUUCAGCUUCCUUCAGACACAGCUGCUGAACAACGAGGAUGGCCUGUUCCUGUGCAAAAAAGAUACCACUUGUCAGCGCAUGCAUGAUGAGGAAAAUUCAGAUGGAGAUGAGGAGGAGACGAUGGAAUCGGAGACGUCAAAAAUAUCUUGCCCAAGAGAGAGAAUGCACCAGGAGCCCUUCAAUUUUGAAACCACCGUUGCUGGCGCAGACAAAGGAGAAGGGAUUCUGCCCAACUCUGACAUGCUGAGAGACAGCAAGGACAAUUUGGACAAAGAUGCAGUGACGCGGUACCCCAGAUACAAGAAAUACCAGCUUGCUUGUACCAAGAAUGUCUACAACACAUCACACAUCAGUACCUCAGGUUUUGCAAGCACAUUCAGUGAAGAGAGUUCUGGAAACAGCCUCAAAUCAGGACUUGCUAUGGGGCAGAUAAAAAGUGAGCCUCAGAAUGAAGAGAAUGAUGAAGAAAGCAUCACGCUUUGCCUGUCUGGAGAUGAACCUGACAUCAGGGAUAAAGAAGGGGAUGUUGAAAUGGACAGGAAACAGCCAAGCCCCACUUGCGUCGACAGGCCAAAAAGUGGGUCUUCUCCUUCUUGCUUGCGGUCUUUCUUCAACAGAACAAAAAGUAUAGAUUUGGUUGGCUUCCCCAGCACUUCCCAACAGCACUUUGGCAGGAGUCCAGCGUGCCCUUUUGAAAAAGGGACAACUCAGGGUGACCACAAAACUGAUUACGUCCCUUUCACAGGGAACUACGGACAGUCCCAUGCCAUGCAAAAGGAUGCUUCCAACUUCACGGUGGGAUCGCCGCUCAGGGGGCCCGGCUUUGAAACUCUUUGUAAGCAAGAGGGGGAACUGGACAGGAGGAGUGUUAUAUUCUCUUCAAACGCUUGUGACCAAGUAAACACUUCGGUGCAUUCAUAUUCUGGUGUGAGCAGCUUGGACAAAGACCUCACUGAGACUGUGCCAAAGGGUCUGUGGGCUGGUGGUAGCCAGUCUCUCCCCAGCUCUCAGACCUAUUCCCACAGCGGACUGACAGCUGAUCACUUGUCAGGAAGGAUGCGGCCGAACACCAGCUGUCCAGUGCCAAUUAAAGUUUGCCCUCGCUCGCCUCCUUUAGAGACCAGAACGAGGACCUCCAGCUCGUGCUCUUCCUACUCAUAUGCAGAGGACGGCAGUGGUGGCUCCCCCUGCAGCCUACGUCUGUGUGAGCUCUCCUCUUCCCCUUGCUCCCAAGGCCCCCGAUUCCUGGCGCCCGAGCACCAGGAGCCCGGUGUGGUGGGAGAUGGAUUGUACAACCCAGUUCGAGCCCAGAUUAAAUGUGAGCCAUCCUAUGGAACAAACUCCAGCGAUGAGUCUGGGUCAUUCUCAGAAGCAGACAGUGAAUCAUGUCCUGUGCAAGACAGAGGGCAUGAGGUGAAACUUCCUUUUCCUGUUGAUCAAAUCACAGAUCUUCCAAGGAACGAUUUCCAGAUGAUGAUAAAGAUGCACAAACUAACCUCAGAACAGCUUGAGUUCAUCCAUGAUGUUCGCCGGCGCAGCAAGAACCGAAUUGCAGCUCAGCGCUGCCGCAAGAGAAAACUGGACUGUAUUCAGAACCUGGAAUGUGAAAUCCGCAAGUUGGUGUGUGAGAAAGAGAAGUUGCUCUCAGAAAGGAACCAGCUGAAAGCAAGCAUGGGCGAAUUGCUGGAUAACUUCUCGUGUCUUUCGCAAGAAGUGUGCAGAGACAUGCAGAGCCCGGAACAGAUCCAAGCCCUUCACCGCUACUGCCCCGUUCUCAGACCCAUGGAUCUGCAGACGGCCACCAACAUCAGCCCCUCAACGGGUGUGGAGCAGGGCCUGGCAACGUCGCAGUGUGUUGGGGAAGGCAUGCAGUGCUGCUCAGAGCAGGGCCCCGUGCAGCUGGGAGCGUCCUGGCUGCCCAACAACGUCUCAGAGAAUUGCUCGGCCAGCGGCGGGGGGUUGGAUGGAGCUGAGCCAGGUACUUACCCUGAGAGAGAGCUUCCGCGAGAGCAGAGUAGCCAAACGGUCACGGUAGACUUCUGUCAGGAAAUGACUGAUAAAUGUACAACAGAUGAACAGCCUAGGAAAGAUUACACCUAGUGACUUGUAACCUUACCGUUACACCUGGUCAGGUGUUCUUCAGUCAGCCAGUGGCAGUGCUCAUUUGUUGUCUAGAAGAACGUAUUUGGUGCACACUACAGUGGUCUUAGCAGCAAUACUGUUUUUAAGUAUUCCCUCCUCUCUACAAGCAGGAGUAAUCUUCACAAUGGUGCUAUCCCUUGCUCAGGCAGGGAAUUACACAGUGGCAACACUGUCUGUUUUUGUAUGUUGAUUUCAAUCUUAACAGGGAUGGACAUAACACCUCUGAGGACCCAACCGCAGCUUUUUUCUCAGUGGCCCAUGUCACAAAACCCUAACUCAGGAAUUUCCUCUGAAUGUUCAAUUUUUCAUUGAAGACAGCUUCUUUACACAUCAAAGUUUUAUAGCUAAACUGUAUAUAUUAUAUAUAAUAUAUAUAAAAUAUAUAUAUCCAUAUGCAAAAGUCCCUGCAUGCCUCAAUUUUUCUCAUCCUACAAACUGGAAGCUUUCAUUUAUAUUGUAUAAACAAGUUCCAACAUUCCUUUUUGUCUUCGAUGCUAGAACUAGUUUGGUAACUUGUUACACAAUUUUUUUUCUUGGUUCACAGUUCAGCAAUAUCAUUCAAUUUGUACUUAUUUAUAAAAUUUUAAUGUUGGAAUCUUAUUUGAGAUUUUAUUAUAGACAAUUUUUUUGGCACAGCCAUUUUGUGCCACUUGAGCAAUGUGGAUUUAUUUUAUUUUCUUGCAGAUACUGUACAGUAAUGGUCAACUUUGCCACUUGCACUGAGUUUCUGGUCAAACCUCUUUUCAUAAAUGAAGUUGUGACUUCAGUAUAACUUGAGUAUAUGGUUUUCUUUGCUUUAUGGCUUAAAGAAAAUAGAAAAGUUUUAGCUAAUAGACAAACACUCAGGAGCUCAUUACAUAGUAAAAACGGUCUUGCCAAAUACUGAAUUCACUAUACAGUUUGUAAAGAGAAUCUGCUUGAAUUAUUUUUGUAUUCAGACUUCUUUCUGUUUCACAAACCAAGCUUAAGUGCUGUUAAUGAUGCUUUUGGAUUCUUAUAGGGCAAAAUAUAUAUCUCACUCCUUAGAGAGAAACGUAUUUGACAACUGGAUCUGAUCACCAUUAAGUUCCACGAAAUAAAGUAAAUGGAAAUCACAUCAACACACUUUGGCGGCUUCUUUGCCAGCCCCAUUCUGCAUCCUUUACUCACGGAAGCAGCUGCUGCUCCAAGUAGUAGUCCCUGUAGCAUCACCUCAGCUUUCCUCAGACCUUCCCCAGACCAGCUGCAGAGGUAGCUCUGGUGAAGGCAGGGAUCCUGCCUAGGUAAGAAGAGUUGCAGGACCAGACCCCUUCACCAUAGGCUCUGGUUUCCCUACAGAAGUCAAGUUAGCGCUGUACCCUCUAAGAGCAAGUCACACUCUGUCGGCACCCAGAUUGGUUGCUUGCCCUUCCAGUCCUUGUGUUCCAGGAUCCACUCGUCCUACAGCAUUGCCUUCAGGACAAAUCGCAGCUAGAAGAGCGCUGUCUCAAAGGAGACUACUCAGUGAAUUGACUUAGUUGUAACUGCACUGGAUUUGUAUCUGAAGCGAUGUUGACUCAUGUUAUGACUGUGUGAGACAGCAGCUUUCCAAGCAUAACAUCUGUAUGUACAGUGUAGACAGAAAACGUCCUCCUUACGCUUUUUUAGUAAUUAUUAUUAUUCUAAGUGUACUGAGUUUUUAUUUUGUGGUUCUUUGUCCUGCGUGUGCCAGGUUGCGUGGCUUUAUCCUGGACGACAACUGUCAUGUGCUUUACUGGCUGAUACCAUUUGUUCUUGCUGAAAAAAUUGACCAGCUCUUCACACCUAUUUAAAAAUAAAUACAUAAAAAUUGGGGGGUAGCAGCUUCUCAGUGGCACUGAGCGAUACUGCGGUCUGCGCUAAAGUUUACACUUAGAGGUGUGCACUGGGGCUCAGUUGAGGCACUCAGUAGAUCAGCAGCUUGACCUUGGAGGAGGAAUCAGCUCCCUCUCUCCCUUCUCUCACCUUCAGCCUGUGCUCAUGGAUGUCGCCCACUCGCCACAACGUCUUGCUUUUGCCCUCUGCACCCACACUCUUGUAGCCAAGCUACCGAGGAGGAAAUGCAUAUAGCAUGUGCCAUGUUUGUUGAAAAUACUUCUUUUCCCCGCAUGUACAAAGAAAAACUAGUAUAUAAUGUAGGAGAAUAUUUAUGUUUAAGUAUUAAUCAUUACUGUACAAAAUCCUUACCUUUACAUGUUCAAAAGUAUACAAAUGCCAUAAACUCCUAGUUCACAUGGCUGAGAAAGGGGGAGGUGUCGUUCUUUCUUUUUGCAGGAGCUUAAGCUAAAAAUCUCUGACCCCCUCUCACUUCCCCUCUCACAAGUAACUGUCUGAGAAGCUCCUGGGGGGAUCUGAUUUUCCUUUGAACUCACUGACGUUGCAAAGCAGUUCUGUGCUUCGCAGAGAAGUUUUGUUUCUAUGAGACCAUGGUGAAAGCUAGAAUUUAAAACUAAAUGUGAAUCACAUUAUAGAGUCAUAGCUACUUUGGGGGGUUGGGGGAGGGAGGGACGGGUCAACUGACACAGUAUUUUAAAGAUGUUUUUUCUGUUGCCUUUUUUAUUUUUAAGUGACCUCCUAUAUAUAUGAAUAGAUAGAAUGUUUUAUGAGCAUAAAACCAAGUUUUAACUUGCUUCCUGGCAUGAAGAUUUAUUCUACUAACAACUCAUGUGCAACUGGUACUCUUGACCUCAUUCCAGCGGUUUAAAAACCCACCCUCACAACCAUUGCGCUGCAGCUCUCAGUUUGACCUGGCUUCCUACAGGUGCUGGGUCUCUUAAUUUUCUCUACCUUGGGAACUGAUAUAUAAAACCACUGCUCAGAUAAGUGUCUCUUCCUCAAUAUUCCUCUCCUCUUGCUCUCUUUCCCUCCCCUGUAAGCUUCUCUGGAUGUUUGAUUUCAUUCUUCCUCAUUAGAAGUGGCUGGUUUUGUGUCAUUGCUUCCUAUAUUUACAUGUAUCAUGGUUUUCCAGUGAGUUUUUUUGGUGGUGGUGGUUGGUUUUUUUUGUUGUUGUUUGUUUGUUUGUUUCUAUUUUGUUUUGAGUUUAUUUUGCUAUUCUGAACUACAUGGCUCUCAAAGCUGUUACUGGGCUAACUUUAAAGGAAGGCACUGGGAGAAUUAGUUUCAGACCUGGACAUCAGUUGGCAUAUCCAACUGCUCUUAUCAUGAGGUCAAAACAACUGAUCACAAGGAUACCAUUUGGAAAAAACAAAACAAAAAACUGACUGCAAUAUUUACUGAUUUGAAGAGUUUGGCUAGUGGUCACCAUGGUCUUAAGAAUCUCUUUGCAUCUGUCAGAGGACAGUUGCACAGCACCAGGCAUUGUAUAGGAGAGGUGUGAUGAGGCCCACUCCUCUCCCUACUGGGUGCUCCAUGGGUAUCUGAGUCCUUCACUCUUUGUCCAGUCUGUAUCUAAUCCUCCUCUUCCUUUGCCAUUGCUCUACCUGUACUGCCAAGAAACCUCAUUUCAUUUAGGCUUGUUAUGCUUUGUCAAGUGAGUACCACACUAUAUAAUGUGUUUGUUUCUCUGCGUUCUCUGGGGGUGCCUUGAACACAAUUAAAGCUCAUUGCAAGCUGAUUCUGGAACAAAAAGGUAGUGCAAAAAAAAGAAAAGAUUAAAAAAAAAAACCAACAACAAAAAA